AUGUCUCCUUGCAUCGUCACAGGCAAAGACGGAUUCACAUUCCAUCCGGGACUCCGCAUCCCCACCAACUGGAUCUGUGUGAACAAGAAGCACCUCCCCGAGGAAUCUAACACGCAGAUAAUACACUCUAUCGGAGAGCUACUAAUCCCACAAGUGGUCGAAUGUUACUGCAAAGCACCCGUCUUUACCACGGAUGCAGUGUACGACCAGUGGGGAAACCGAAUGGCCACCGAUUUCAUGCCGCCGAUGUACGCUGACUGUCCCUAUGUGCCCCUGGCACCCAGGUUGUCUCUGAAUGUCAUUGAGCACAGAGGGAUGGCGACAGCUGGAAUUAUAGACACCGCCGGGAUGGCUGCUUGGAGCCCCAUAAUGGCGAACUUGCAGGCCAUUACGGCUGCAGAGGAAACCAAGCGGUCUCCACUAAUGGUAGCAUCCGAAAGACAGUCAACACCACCAAAGGUCGACGGUAGGACCAAGAUAAGGAGCUCCGCCGGCACGAAGAAGAGAAAGGCUGAGACGGUUGAGGAGGAUGCGGUGAAGAAACCCAAGCCAGUCAGGACAUCGAAACGCCUCAGGGCCAAGAAGCAGCCCCUUCAGCCCACAAAAUAA
Molecule: messenger RNA, 609 nt
Organism: Pyricularia grisea
Lineage: Eukaryota; Fungi; Ascomycota; Sordariomycetes; Magnaporthales; Pyriculariaceae
Exons: 2
Coding region: 1-609 (202 amino acids)
Source: RefSeq, a predicted model, not a curated record